This is a messenger RNA of Propithecus coquereli (Coquerel's sifaka), 2904 nucleotides long. RefSeq names its product zinc finger protein 287 (gene ZNF287). Gene Ontology annotation, molecular function: RNA polymerase II cis-regulatory region sequence-specific DNA binding; DNA-binding transcription factor activity. Bases 619 to 2904 code for a protein of 761 amino acids. NCBI's taxonomy places the organism in Eukaryota, Metazoa, Chordata, Mammalia, Primates, Indriidae. The record is from RefSeq and is a predicted model, not a curated record. The transcript is spliced from 6 exons. Gene Ontology annotation, biological process: regulation of transcription by RNA polymerase II.
CGCCGUGGGUUCUGGGCCGGGCUUCUCAAAACCCUGCUGGGGCGUGCGGCUCCUGGCCGAGACGCGCUGUGCUUUCCGGAGAAGGGAAGUGGCGGAGCCCGAGGCCCCUGUGCAGCUCGGGACCGAGCCCGCCACGCAGGCGCUCGCGACGCCGCCGCCAUUGUUGCCUCUGGCCUCUCGGGCCGCUCCGGCUACGCGUCGGCCCGGUCCCAGCGACAGGUAAUGAUGUCCCAGGCUCCGGGCGAGAGUGUCCGCGCGGUCGGUGAGCGCCCGAGCCCGUCCAUGCGCGGGCGCCGGUACUCGCGGCUUGUGGGGAGGAGGAAGACUGGGUGGAGACUGUUGAGGAGGGCCCAGUCCCAGCGUGGCACGUCGUGUAGUCCCCAACUCCCCUGCUGCCCUCGACCCUCCGGCUGAAGAGGAGACCUUUUAUCCAUGCCUGCAAGUUCUGGGCUCGGAAUUUGUAACUAAGUAUGCUAACUCUACCUUGCUUCUGUUCUGCCCUUAGCUGUGGCAGUCCUUGAUAUAAUGUCUUUGUGGCUCUAGCAUGAGACUCCAAGCAGUUGGCUCACUACUGGAGAAAUAAAGGAUAUCACCAGAUUGACUCUCCUGUCUGUAGCAAUGUUAGCCUCAAGCAAGAGGAUGUCCACUUCUUCACGCUCUCAAAUCCUUCUAAUGCGGAAGCCAGACAAGGCUCAAAUUGGACACCACAGUGUUGGGAAGGAAACCCUCACUUCAAGACUCUUGCGUGACACUGAGACCUGUCGACAGAAUUUUAGGAAUUUUCCAUACCCAGACCUGGCUGGUCCUCGAAAGGCAUUGAGUCAACUCCGAGAGCUCUGCCUUAAAUGGCUGAGACCUGAGAUUCACUCAAAGGAACAAAUCUUGGAGCUGCUGGUGCUGGAACAAUUCCUGACCAUCCUGCCUGGGGAGGUUAGGACUUGGGUAAAGUCCCAGUAUCCAGAGAGCAGCGAGGAAGCAGUGACUCUGGUGGAGGAUUUGACUCAGAUUCUAGAAGAGGAAGCUCCUCAGAACUCUGCCCUUUCCCAAGAGACCCCAGAGGAAGACCCCAGAGGAAAACAUACUUUCCAGACAGGGUGGCUAAAUGACUUGGUGACCAAAGAAUCAAUGACAUUCAAAGAUGUGGCUGUCGACAUCACCAAGGAGGACUGGGAGCUAAUGCGUCCUGUACAGAAGGAGUUAUACAAGACUGUGACAUUACAGAACUAUUGGAACAUGGUUUCUCUGGGACUUACAGUGUACAGACCAACUGUGAUUCCUAUAUUGGAAGAACCAUGGAUGGUGAUAAAAGAAAUUUUAGAAGGCCCUAGUCCAGAAUGGGAAACUGAAGCCCAAGUGUGUACUCCAGUACAGGAUAUUUCUAAACUCACAAAGGAUAGAACUCAAACCAUCAAAUUAGAAGAAUCAUAUGACUUUGAUGACAGAUUACAGAGGCAGGCAACAGAUACCUUCUGGAAAAUUCCCACCAAUGAAAGAGAUUUCAUUUUGAAGUCAGUCCCUUCACAAGAAGAUGACCCUACAGAAGAAUAUCUUAGUAAAUAUGAUAUAUAUGGAAAUAAUUUUGAAAAGCAUUCAAACCUAAUUUUACAGUUUGAUACCCAAUUAGAUAACAAAACGUCCAUGUAUGAUGAAGGCAGUACAGCCUUCAAUCAUGUCUCCUAUGGUGUUGUACAUGGGAAAAUACUUCCUGGAGACAAGCCUUACAAAUGUAACGUGUGUGGGAAAAAAUUUAGGAAAUACCCAUCCCUCUUGAAACACCAAAGUAGUCAUGCCAAAGAGAAAUCUUAUGAAUGUGAAGAAUGUGGGAAAGAGUUUAGGCAUAUCUCGUCCCUCAUUGCACAUCAGAGAAUGCAUACUGGAGAAAAACCAUAUGAGUGCCACCAGUGUGGUAAAGCCUUCAGCCAGCGUGCACACCUCACUAUACAUCAGAGAAUUCAUACUGGAGAGAAACCCUAUAAGUGUGAUGAUUGCGGGAAAGACUUUAGUCAACGUGCACACCUUACUAUACAUCAGAGGACACAUACUGGAGAGAAGCCGUAUAAAUGCUUGGAAUGUGGUAAAACCUUCAGCCAUAGUUCAUCACUGAUUAAUCAUCAGAGAGUUCAUACUGGAGAAAAACCUUAUAUAUGCAAUGAAUGUGGGAAAACUUUCAGUCAGAGUACACACCUUCUUCAGCAUCAAAAAAUACAUACUGGAAAGAAACCAUAUAAAUGCAAUGAGUGUUGGAAAGUGUUUAGUCAGAGUACUUACCUUAUUCGACAUCAGAGAAUUCAUUCUGGAGAGAAGUGUUAUAAAUGUAAUGAAUGUGGAAAAGCCUUUGCUCAUUCCUCAACUCUUAUUCAACAUCAAACUACUCACACAGGAGAGAAAUCCUAUAUAUGCAAUAUAUGUGGGAAAGCCUUCAGCCAGAGUGCAAACCUUACUCAGCAUCACAGGACACAUACUGGAGAGAAACCAUAUAAAUGCAGUGUAUGUGGGAAAGCAUUCAGCCAGAGUGUGCACCUUACUCAACAUCAGAGGAUUCAUAAUGGAGAAAAACCCUUUAAAUGCAAUAUAUGUGGGAAAGCAUAUAGACAAGGUGCAAAUCUUACUCAACAUCAAAGGAUUCAUACUGGAGAGAAACCCUAUAAAUGUAAUGAAUGUGGGAAAGCUUUUAUUUAUUCCUCAUCACUUAAUCAACACCAGAGAACUCAUACUGGAGAGAGACCCUAUAAAUGUAAUGAAUGUGAUAAAGAUUUUAGCCAGAGAACAUGCCUUAUUCAACAUCAGAGAAUUCACACAGGAGAGAAGCCCUAUGCAUGUCGUAUAUGUGGUAAAACUUUCACCCAGAGUACAAACCUUAUUCAGCAUCAACGCGUUCAUACGGGUGCCAGACAUCGAAAUUAA